Molecule: messenger RNA, 1133 nt
Organism: Diprion similis
Lineage: Eukaryota; Metazoa; Arthropoda; Insecta; Hymenoptera; Diprionidae
Product: pyrroline-5-carboxylate reductase-like
Exons: 7
Coding region: 114-974 (286 amino acids)
Biological process (GO): L-proline biosynthetic process
Molecular function (GO): pyrroline-5-carboxylate reductase activity
Source: RefSeq, a predicted model, not a curated record
ACAGUUUGGUUGCGAAUAGCUGUCAUGGUCAUUGCUAACUUACCUCACAUCAAACGUUCAGUCAUUUCAAAGUUUUCUGUCCUCACAGUUGCAGGACCAAACUAGACUGUAUCAUGGCAUCUACCGUCGAAUGCAUUUCUGCCACUUUAAAGAAGGAUAUUGGCUUCAUUGGAGGCGGUAACAUUGCCAAAGCUAUUGGCCAUGGCAUCAUUAACAAUGGCUUAGUGGAAGCUUCGAAGCUUCAUGUAUCAGAGCCAGUCAAAUUGUUGCAAGAAAAUUGGCGUGAAAUGGGUGUAAAUAUAGCCGCCAAUAAUGCCGAGGUAGUGCAAAAAACAGACACUAUAUUUCUCCUUGUGAAACCUGGGUCUCUAAAAGAGGCAAUGGAAUCUCUUAAACAAAAUUCGGGAUCUCUAAAUACUAGUGAAAAAUUAUUUGUUUCGGUGUUAGCUGGAGUAUCGUUAGCAAAACUUGAGGAGGAAAUCUUACCUAUUAUACCAAAGGCAAAAAUAAUUCGAACCAUGCCAAAUAUGGCAUUAAUGGUUGGAGCCGGUGCUACUGUGUUCGCUUGUGGUCAUGGAGCAACAAAACAAGACGCAGAUCUUGUCACAACAAUAAUGUCAAGUAUCGGAAUCUGUGAGCAAGUCCCGGAGGACCUAAUAAAUGCUAUAACAGGACUUUCUGGUGCUGGGCCAGCUUACGUGUAUGUAAUGAUCGAGGCAUUAGCUGACGGAGCUGUCAAAAUGGGAGUUCCAAGAGAUUUGGCCAUAAAAUUUGCUGGACAAAGUUUUUAUGGCGCUUCUAAAAUGCUACUGCAAACUAAAAAACAUCCUGGACAACUCAAGGAUGAAGUAUGUUCACCAGGUGGUAUAACAAUUUGUGGAGUGCAUGCUAUUGAAAAUGGAGGUGUUAGAGCAGCUCUCAUGAAUGCUGUUAUAGCAGCUGUACAACGAUCAUCGGAAUUAGAUAAAAAAUAGAUACAUGCUUCGAUAUGGGAAGUUAGAAACUUUCUAUGCAAUAAUUUAUAUCGAAUAUUUUUAUCGAAUAACAGGAAAAACAAUAUAAACGAUAGGUGUGUAGAAAAUAAAUCUAUCAAAAUUCUAAAAUGAUCUAUAAAAUUUUGCGAAUCACAGUUU